AUGUCGCUCCAGAGCCACAUGGACUUCUGCCGGGUGCGGGCUUUCACGACUGACAGCGGAGUGGCCAUCCACGACGCGCAUGCUGCCCUCACGCAUGUGGCAAACACUGGGCUUGGAGAGUGGCCCCUGGGUGCGCCGACCUCGCCGAACCAGGCAUGUGCAAUCGCGAUAAACUGGUGCUACCUGGUCAUGGGGCUGACCAUCCCCAACUUCUUCCUCUACACCAUGGAAGUGCGCGAGCGGUCACGAUAUCUGGUGGAACGUGGCUUGGCUUCACCAAGGCUGAAGCUGAGCGGGGCUCUGGAGGAUAACUUUCUGCUCCUGCCCUCCAUAGCAGGCACCAUGUGGCUGCUGGCAAAUGCGCUCGCCGCCGUGCCGCCAAACCGGCUGAGCGCCCUCUCUGCACGCUGGAACGCCUAUCUCAUGCACACCAGGGUCCCGGAGACCACAUGGUGA
This is a messenger RNA of Auxenochlorella protothecoides, 456 nucleotides long. RefSeq lists its product as hypothetical. NCBI's taxonomy places the organism in Eukaryota, Viridiplantae, Chlorophyta, Trebouxiophyceae, Chlorellales, Chlorellaceae. The transcript has 2 exons. The record is from RefSeq and is a predicted model, not a curated record. The coding region runs from base 1 to 456 and encodes 151 amino acids.